AUGGCUGGGCGGGUGUCCCGCUUCCGCUCCAGCUGGGCACCAUGCCCGCCGUCAUUCACGGACUCGCUCGGCUCCGAGGUCACGCCUCGUCCGAGCUUCAUCGAGUCCGAGGGCUUUGAUGUGCAGUACGAUGAGCCGAGCUUCCUCGAGAAUGCUCUCGCCAGGUGUGUGCCACCGUGCCUCCCGCGGUGUGUCGACGGCGUGGCGGAGCGGCUCUCCGCGCGCGACGCCGAGGCGGACAGGGCGCUCGAGAGGCGGGCCGGCGAGGCGUGGCAGACGCUGGCGUGCGGUCUGCUCGAUCGCGAGCGCACGCAGGCAAGAGCGCCAUACAAGCCCUUGCGCAGCCACGCCCAGCCGACUAACCAAGCGAGCACGGCGGACCUGCUCUCGAUGCUCCCGCCGAUGCGAGACGUAGCCUCGGCGGACCUCCUCAGCAGCAUGCGCCUCUCCACGGUGAGAGGUAAGUGCGUGGAUGAGCUCAUCCAGUCGGACCCCUUUUCCACCGCCAGGGGACUGCAUUGA
Messenger RNA from Emiliania huxleyi CCMP1516, 522 nucleotides. RefSeq lists its product as hypothetical. Lineage: Eukaryota; Haptophyta; Isochrysidales; Noelaerhabdaceae. Bases 1 to 522 code for a protein of 173 amino acids. The record is from RefSeq and is a predicted model, not a curated record. The transcript has a single exon.